AUGCUAAGGGCAUUAAGGUCAACAAAUUUGGUCGACGGUGGAUGGAUAUACCAACCAUGGUGCUUUCAUUUCUAGCUUCUUCCUUAACUUGGAUAAGACGAAGAAGAAGGCAAAAUGGUUUUUACUAUUUAAGUUUCGACUUUCGUUUUUUAAUUCCUUUUUUUGGAAUUUUAGUAUCCUCUAUUGCCUUGUUCACUGGCAUCAAACAACACCUCUCUUUGCAGCAUCUUUGAGAAGAUAAAAGAUUUAGAGAGAGACAGAGAGAAAUUGGUUUUCUCACUUUUUGUGCUUGUUCUGAUCUUGUUCUGUGUCAUAUUCUGAUAUAUUAUGCUUUUACGAGUGUUUUUUUUUUUUUUUGGGUUAAUAUUAUCUUCUUCAGUUGAGUGGUUUCAAAUUCAAGAAUAGUUAAGUGGGUUGUUGUUGGAUUUGAUAGUUAAUUCUUGUUUUCCAGCAAGAUUGGCCCUCUGGGUCUCUUUGUUCGCUCUGUUUCACUUACUUGGAUUUGGUAUGGUUUACUCUUGGUGCUUUUCUGGAGAUAGAUUCUUCAUUUAUCGACAUCUGUUCUUGAUCUGAUCGAAACAGCAACAUAAGGGUGCUUUAUUAUUUUCCAAGUGUAAGAAAAUGGAAUCCGAUCUUCAACAUCACCAUCAUUUCCUUCACGAUCACCACCAACACCAGCAACAUCACCAGAAACAAAUGAACUCUGGCUUGAUGAGGUACCAAUCUGCGCCAAGCUCGUAUUUCACUGGUUUCCUAGACAGGGGAUCCUGCGAAGAGUUCCUUGAUAGGCCAACGAGCCCUGAAACAGAAAGAAUUUUCGCAAGAUUUCUGGACAGUUCUGGUGGCAACACAGAGAACAUGUCAAAACAAAACUUCGGAGUAAUUAAGCAAGAUUCCCCAGUGAGAGAAGCAGGGGCACAAGUUAAUCAGCAAGCACAGAUUAUGGGUUCAAUGAAUAAUAAUGAUACAAUGUUGCAUCAACAGCAGCAGCAACAGAGCAAUUUUUCCUACGCCGCUUCACAGAGUGUUUAUCAAAACCAAUCAAGGCCACCAUUACCAGAUCACAAUUCAGGUUCUGGUAUGGAUUAUAGGAUGGUGACUUCAAUGGGAAUGGAGCGAUUACCACAAAUGAAGAGUUCUAGUUCGAAUCUGGUUCGGCACAGUAGCUCACCUGCAGGGCUUUUCUCCAAUCUAAAUAUUGAAGUGGAAAACGGCUAUGCUGUAUUGAGAGGCAUGGGAGAUUUUGGAGCAGGUAAUAGAGAAACAUCUUAUUCUGCAGCUAGUAGGCCUCCUCCUUCUCUUCCUUCAGGACGAAUGAGUCCAAUUGCUGAAAUUGGGAACAAAAACAUGGGAGAAAAUAGCCCAGAGAAUAGUGGUUUUGGUGAAACUCGUAGCAACAAUUAUGUCACAGGUUUCCCAAUGGGUUCUUGGGAUGAUACAAGUGUCAUCUCUGCUGGUGCUGGUGCAAGUGCAAAAAGACUAACAGAUGAUGAUAGGACACUUUCUGGCCUAAAUGCAUCUGAAACUCUGGACGGAGAUGCUGGAAAUCACCCUCCUAUGUUGGCUCAUCAUUUGAGUUUGCCAAAAACCUCAGCUGAAAUCUCAGCCAUUGAAAAGUUUCUGCAGUUGCAAGAUUCUGUGCCUUGCAAGAUUCGGGCUAAGCGUGGAUGCGCCACUCAUCCAAGGAGCAUUGCUGAGCGGGUGAGAAGAACUCGAAUUAGCGAACGCAUGAGGAAACUACAAGAUCUUGUACCUAACAUGGAUAAGCAAACAAACACAGCAGACAUGCUGGAUUUGGCUGUCGACUACAUUAAUGACCUCGAAAGACAAGUUAAGACACUAUCAGAGACUCGUGCCAAGUGUACGUGCGCAAGCAAUCAGCAGCAGCCCUAGCAGAAAAUUCCCAAGUAUGACUUGGUCUUGGUUAUAUGUACAGAUUAUUUAAUAAGAAUUUGCAGAAGUAGGCGAUAUAAAAGGGAAGCUGGGUUAUGUUUUGCACUAAAAACACAGAGAGAUAUCUAUAGUAGCUAGCUAAUAAACACCUACCCAAUCUGAUAUGGAGAUGAAGGAAACUAAAUGCUGACUGUAAGAUCCAACUGAAACCUGUUGCGAAAAUAGAAAAGAAUAGCUGUGUAGUGGUAGCUUUGAUUGUAUGUUAUAACAUGUGUUUCCAUCUAGUUCUGGAGCUUAACAAUAUUAAGGUAAGUUUGUGUUUUAAGAAAACUGAGAAUUGUGCUUUGGUUUGA
Molecule: messenger RNA, 2246 nt
Organism: Hevea brasiliensis (rubber tree)
Lineage: Eukaryota; Viridiplantae; Streptophyta; Magnoliopsida; Malpighiales; Euphorbiaceae
Product: transcription factor bHLH122
Exons: 6
Coding region: 622-1893 (423 amino acids)
Biological process (GO): regulation of transcription by RNA polymerase II
Cellular component (GO): nucleus
Molecular function (GO): protein dimerization activity; DNA-binding transcription factor activity, RNA polymerase II-specific; RNA polymerase II cis-regulatory region sequence-specific DNA binding
Source: RefSeq, a predicted model, not a curated record